AUGUCAGCAGCUGAUAGCGUCAGAGCCUCGUCGAGGUGGGCUACCCGCAGCAUCCCCAUUGUCCUCGCUGCCGCGGUGGGUUACGCUACCUACGUCACCAUUUAUCGUGUUUGUGUCCGAUACCUAAUCCGCGAACAACGCAAUGUCGGCCCGGCCAUUGCCAUCUUGGUCUUUUAUUUCCUGACCCUGCUGCUCAUGAGCGCAGCCUAUUUUCGCACCAUCCACAUGAUCAACACCGACGUCCCUCUCGUGCCGCUUGGACCUCUCGCUGUCGAACGAAGGGCGCAGGCAAAUGAGAAGAGUCAGAAAGCAGCAAGCAGUCGCGAUGGUGAUCUCGAGAGCCAACCCUACUAUGCGGCUACAGAUUCCAACCCUAACAGCCCGGGACUGGAGCAGUUUUACACCAAGACGGCCUUUGUAUGCGAAAAUGACGGUCGACCCAAGUGGUGCUCAGAAUGCUGCAAUUGGAAACCGGAUAGGGCGCAUCAUAGCAGCGAGAUCAAUCGUUGUGUCAUUCGCAUGGACCACUACUGUCCUUGGGUAGGAGGUAUGGUUGCAGAGAAUUCCUUCAAAUUCUUUACGCAGUUUUGCAUGUAUACAGCUUGCUACUGUGGUGUUGUACUCGGUGCCGCAGGAUCAACUUUGAAAAAGAAGAUAAACGAAGGCGCGGUGCUUGAUCCGCAUCUGGUCGCUAUCCUGGCCAUAGGUGGAUUUUUUGGUCUAUUCACAUUCCUCAUGACUACGACAUCCUGGAGGUAUAUCGCAACCAACAUGACCAACGUCGACAUGAUCGGGGCCAGGAAGAAGGUCUAUCAGGUCGCAGUCAGAAUCCCCCGCGGUGCUGAGCGGCCUGAAAAGUACCACACCGUCACAUACCCGUUGCCCAUGGUCGAAAAUUCGUGCGAUGGUGCCGCGAACGGCGCAGCUUCGUCGCCCAGACAGCCGCAAAGGGACGAUCUCGCCAACAGAACUUUUGCAAUUCUCAAGACAGAACCGGGCGAAAACCCCUGGGAUUUGGGACUUUGGAGGAAUUGGCAGGAGAUAAUGGGCAGCAACAUUUUGGAUUGGUUUCUCCCGAUAAGAAGAUCACCCUGCGUGAAUCAUGAUAACGACGAAAGUUUCUAUCGCAUGGAUAAGAUGCUGAAGCAGCUCCGCGAACGAUAUGGCAUUGAUGGCGCAUCUGCUGAUGAAACGGACAGAAUGGAGUUGCGGGAGAUUCAAAGAAACAUCACUUAG
Messenger RNA from Pestalotiopsis fici W106-1, 1236 nucleotides. RefSeq lists its product as uncharacterized. Gene Ontology annotation, cellular component: endoplasmic reticulum; Golgi apparatus. NCBI's taxonomy places the organism in Eukaryota, Fungi, Ascomycota, Sordariomycetes, Amphisphaeriales, Sporocadaceae. The record is from RefSeq and is a predicted model, not a curated record. Bases 1 to 1236 code for a protein of 411 amino acids. Gene Ontology annotation, biological process: peptidyl-L-cysteine S-palmitoylation; protein targeting to membrane. Gene Ontology annotation, molecular function: protein-cysteine S-palmitoyltransferase activity. The transcript has 3 exons.